Molecule: messenger RNA, 2167 nt
Organism: Drosophila melanogaster (fruit fly)
Lineage: Eukaryota; Metazoa; Arthropoda; Insecta; Diptera; Drosophilidae
Exons: 4
Coding region: 172-1386 (404 amino acids)
Biological process (GO): lipid metabolic process
Cellular component (GO): extracellular region
Molecular function (GO): lipase activity
Source: RefSeq, marked reviewed
AGUAGCCAGCCACGGGGCAAACCAUUCGGUCCAGAAGAGCGUGUCUUAAGAUCUCGGUUAACUCCCCCAGUUCUUCGCUCCUCUAUUUCUUUUUUUUUUCUGGUGUUGCUCAGUGACAGUGAGUGUGCAAGUGUGUGUGGUGUUUUCGGUGGUGCAUGACCCUUUGACCGCAUGCCCGGUCACGUGAACCACCUUCUGCUCCUUGGCUGCCUGCUCUGCCUGCUCGGCGAUGUGCCGAGAAUCGAGGCUUUCCACCGCUGGAGUCCCAUGAUGAAGGCCUUCCGCUAUCUCCAGGAGACCAUGCUCCGGAAUAGCCUGGAACGUGCCCAUCUCAAUCAUGGCAUCGUCUUCGAGUGUCGCACCAUAUCAGCUAAGGAUUUUGGUAAUGAAGUGCAUUUCAAUCUGCAGCUUGGAGACCUUCGAGGAUUUCGUCGCCUCGAUCCUAACAAAAAGUUGGCCCUAUUUUUGCACGGCUGGAAUGAUCAGGGCAGCAAGGAUUGGGUGCAAGAGUUAUUGCUAACUUGGACCCUAUUCGACUCCAAUUACAAUGUGUGCGUUGUGGACUGGGGAAAUCUGUCGCAGAACGACUACAAGUCCGCAUCCAUGUCCAUUUUCGAUGUGGGUCUAACGGUGGCUGGAAUCAUCAUGGCCCUGGAGGAGCUGCGUCCCAAUCACUUUCAUCGAAGCAACGUGACCUUGGCGGGCUACAGCUUGGGUGCCCAUGCCGCUGGAUAUGCGGGCGCAGUGUUGGAGGGUCAGGUGGAGCAGAUCAUAGGCUUGGAUCCCGCUGGACCGCUGUUCUCGCUGCCCGCCGAGGUGGCGCCCAAGUACCGCCUGGAUCCAGGAGAUGCGCAGUUCGUCCAGGUACUUCACACUUCCGGCGGCUCCUUGGGCACCAGUCUGAAGUGCGGCCACGCCGAUUUCUAUCCCAACGGAGGCAGGGCGCCGCAAACGAAUUGCAAGAUGUUCGCCAAUCUGCGUGACAUGCAAAAUACCAAUCCCGUUUCCUGCAGUCACUCGGCGGCUGCGAUCUUCUUCCGGCAAUCGAUGGAUCCCGAGUACCCGUUCGUGGGCUACGAGUGCGGCAGCUACCGGGAAUUCGCCGCCGGAUAUUGCGAUGGCAACCGGAAGGCGCGCUUCGGUAUCCAUUCGCAGAGGCGUGCGCAGGGUAGCUUCUAUUUCCGCACCGCCCCCCAGCAGCCGUACGUGCCGAGGCGUCAGACCAACUGGCUGAGCGGGGUGGGGCGAAUGUCGUCGAGCAAGGUCAGUCAGGUUAGCCAAAGCCCCCUGGUGCUGCGCCUCUGGACGAACAGCUGGCGGCGGCGCGAGCGAGCGAGAGAGCGACAGCGAAGAGACAGAGACAGAGAGAGUGAUCGCUGUGCGUGAAUAAGUAGUUCCUAGUGUUUUGUUAGUGUUAAAAUAAACGCAGCCUAAAUGUAUGCAAUCAUUUUAUGAUGGAAAAGAGACGUGACAGCCUAAGGGUUAAUCAACAAUCAACAGCACAUUGUUGGAUAAAGUUUACUGUAAUAAUAUGUCUAACAAAACAAUGUAUUUUCAUUUCACUUUAUUUUGUGCUGCGAUUCUAUUUAUAACUCCCACAAACCAAUAUUCCUUAAAAAAAACAGAUGAUACUUAAGAUACUUAAGCUUACUUAAAAUCUCUAGCGAGUUCAUCGUAAUUCGCCGAAGUUUCUCACAAGAAUAUAAAUCUCUAGAGCGUUUUUAUUUUUUUUUUUACUCUUAACGAACGUAGCAGUAAAUAUUUCCGUUCAAUUUGGCAGCCAGCCGGUUUUCGCCAUGUUCUUGUAAACUGCAUAAAAAAUAACAAGAAAGCCAAACGGCCAAACACACAUGGAAAAGUCGUUGACUUGCAGCCACAAAACGGCGAAAAGUCGGCUGCAUUUAACAGUUAAUCGUAAAGCAAAAUUGUGAGAGAAAAAGAAAAUAGAAAAUGGAAAAUGGAAAAUGGCGGAACAAGAACAAGCAGCAGAAAACAAUAAACUGAAAUUCAAUUUUCGCAUUGUAAAACAUAAUUUUCUACAAAACUUGACGUCAGCUUGGCCCGCUUUUUGCUAAAAGGUAGUUAAUAUUUUUGCAGUCCAUUGCGGCCGUGCCCCGCCCCCGCGCCCCUCUCACAGCACCGGAAAAAUAAGUAUGUACUCUAGUAG